AUGCAUCAUUCUAAUAAAUCACUAGCAGCUGAUAAAGGCCAUUUUGUUGUCUAUACAAUGGAUAUAAAGCGUUUUGUGAUUCCCUUAGCAUAUCUCAGCAACAGCAUUUUCCAGGAACUCUUCAUGAUGUCUGAGGAGGAGUUUGGUCUGUCAAGCGAUGGGCCUAUAACAUUACCAUGUGGUUCAGUCAUAAUGAGUUACAUAGUCUUGUUGGUACAACGAGGAUUAGCUAAGGAUUUGGAGAAAGCAGUGCUCAAUUCCAUUUCUGGCCAUCGCUGCUCAUCAUACAGUUCAUUUUUCCAUAAAGGACAUGCAGACCAACAGUCACUUGUUUGUGGAUUCUGA
Messenger RNA from Durio zibethinus, 345 nucleotides. The record is from RefSeq and is a predicted model, not a curated record. NCBI's taxonomy places the organism in Eukaryota, Viridiplantae, Streptophyta, Magnoliopsida, Malvales, Malvaceae.